UCCAUUGUGGUUUUUAAAAUUCGUUAUAAAAGAGUAAUAAAUUAGUAGCAACCAUUAAUCGUUCGAGCAACGGCUUCAUUAGUAUUCAUCGGAAGGCACGUUCUUUUCUCUUACAUCAAGCUUUUUGGUUGACGUCUAUCGCCAUGACGGACAAAACAAACAUUUUAUACCUCUUCGACAGACCUACUGAACCUUUAUUCAUUGGAAAAGGCGAUGACAAUGUUACUUUCGAUAUUCCUACUGAAUACUUGGUGGACCGUUACAAACCGUUGGCGUCCGAACUUCAAACUAGGUUUCCCAGCGGCGGCAAAACCGUACCCAUAACUAAGCUGAACAAAAUUCCGGACCUAUCGUUUCCGCUGUCUUUGGGUCGAAAUGAACCGUUCUCUCUAUUCAACCCAUAUCACAGUGAUAUGGCCGCUCGUUUAAUCGAGAUUUUCAUGGCUGCCAAGAAUUAUGACGAGUUCUUAUCGCUAUCAGUGUACUGCAGGGACCGCAUUAACUCUUACAUGUUCAUCUACGCUCUGUCCGUGGCCAUGAUACACAGACCUGACACCCGCAACCUACCACCGCCGUCUCACGCCGAAAUGUUUCCCAGUCUGUACUUGGACUCGUCCGUAUUUAGCAGGGCAAGAGAAGAAUCAGUUGUCAUUCAAGCCGGUUCCAGGACGCCCAUCGAAAUACCAUAUGACUACUCGGCCACUGACGUAGACAUUGAGCACAGAAUCAGCUAUUUCCGUGAAGACGUCGGCGUGAACCUUCACCACUGGCAUUGGCAUCUCGUGUACCCUUUCAACGGUCCCUUAAGUGUGGUUAACAAAGAUAGACGGGGCGAACUCUUCUAUUACAUGCACCAGCAGAUCAUUGCCAGGUACAACAUGGAACGGUUAUCAAACGACAUGAGUCGGGUGGUGCGUUUAACCAGCUGGCACGAACCAAUUCCGGAAGGAUAUUUCCCGAAACUCGACAACGUACUAGCCAACCGCGUGUGGCCUCCUAGACCUGCCAACACUAAACUUUCUAACAUCAACAGAGAAGUGGAACGGAUUAAGUUUGAUAUCGAAGACAUGGAGCGCUGGAGAGACCGCAUAUACACCGCCAUUCAUUCAGGAUUUAUCAUAAACACCGCCGGACAGCAAGUCAGGCUAACCGAAACCGAUGGAAUCGACAUACUAGGAAACUUGAUGGAAUCUAGUAUACUGAGCCAAAAUCCAAAUUUGUACGGUGGGCUGCACAACAACGGGCACAAUGCUAUCGCUUACAGCCACGAUCCCGACAGCAGAUACUUGGAAAACUACAGCGUGAUGGGAGAUUCGGCGACGGCUAUGCGAGAUCCGAUAUUCUACCGAUGGCAUGCUUACAUCGACGACAUAUUCCACGAAUUCAAAGCUACCAUUCCCAGUUACAGCGUUCAAACCUUGUCCUUCGAAAAUGUCAGGGUGGAAAGCGUAAGAAUUACCAGCCAAAGUAAUGGACAACAGCUUACCAACGAGUUAUCCACGUACUGGCAACAGAGCGAAUUGGACCUAUCUAGGGGUUUGGACUUUAUGCCUCGGGGCGCAACACUGGUCAGGGUCACUCACUUGCAACAUGCUCCGUUCACGUACAGAAUCGUCGUUGCGAACAACGACACUCAACGUAUGGGUACCGUUCGCAUUUUCAUGGCACCUAAAUUCGACGAACGUGGCUUACCAUUCUUGUUUAGCGAGCAAAGGAAACUGUUUGUGGAGCUGGACAGAUUCAGCACGACUUUGAAAAGAGGAACAAAUGAGAUCACACGUCGAUCGACAGAGUCAUCGGUGACUAUACCCCACGAAGUGACCUACCGAAAUUUGGACAGCAACAGGCCUACUUCCAACGAUUCAGUGUCGGGACAGGCUUUCAAUUUCUGCGGUUGUGGAUGGCCACAAAAUAUGUUAAUUGCAAAAGGUUCGCCCGAAGGGUUCCAAUGCCAGUUGUUUGUUAUGGUGUCAAAUGGCGCCGAGGAUACGGUGCAGAACAACGGACAAACCCAACAAACCUGCGACGACGCUUCAAGUUAUUGCGGUCUUCGUGACGCCCGUUACCCGGAUGCCAGGAGCAUGGGAUUCCCGUUCGACCGUACUCCUAGGGACGGAGUGGCUUUGUUACAACAAUUCUUGACGCCCAAUAUGGUCACUCAGGAUGUGCGCAUACGAUUUUCGAACCGUGUCGUAGCCUCUCUACCAGCGGGAUCCACCAGCGGCGGCAGUUCGACUACUCAGAGUCAGAAUCAGAAUCAGAAUCAGAACCAGAACCAGAGCCAGAAACCGAACCAGAACCAGAGGCCGAACCAAAACCAGAGCCAAAAUCAGAAUCAGAGACCGAACCAGAACCAGAGUCAAAGUCAAAACCAGAGGCCAAACCAGAACCAAAGGCCAACCCAAAACCAGGGUUCAUCCGGAUCAGGGGGUAACAGGUGGAACUAACGAAAACCAAAUAAUUCGAUUUUAGACAUCGAUCGAAAGCAUAACCGGACGCGCCUUUAUUCAUUUUUACAUUAUUAUAUUAAUUAUUAUUUAUCCUAUCGGCUCAUAAUUUAUUAAUUGGCCGUACAUUGCCACAUAAAUAUUUAUGCAUACAUAUAUUAAAAUACAAUAAGUACAUAUACAUGAAGAAUUAUCAUUGUUCUCAAUUCAUAUUACUAUAGGAUAAUAAAUUAUCAUUUAUCAA
Molecule: messenger RNA, 2691 nt
Organism: Adelges cooleyi (spruce gall adelgid)
Lineage: Eukaryota; Metazoa; Arthropoda; Insecta; Hemiptera; Adelgidae
Product: phenoloxidase 1-like
Exons: 13
Coding region: 144-2447 (767 amino acids)
Molecular function (GO): oxidoreductase activity
Source: RefSeq, a predicted model, not a curated record